GUAUGUUGCACAGGUGUCACAAAUUCUUCUAAAAAAAGAGAAAAGCACAAGAGAAAAAGUGUAAAUACGGACGUUUUCUUCCGAAAAAAAGAGUAUCACCAAGUGUGUUGCAAUCAAGAUUCAAUGCUAAAACUGUCCCCGGGUAGGCGUGGAAUCGGGCCACGUCGGAGAUAAGCCGUGGAGAAGUAGUAGCACAUUAUUCUGCGGGCGAUAAGAAAGCAGACCACAACAUCUAUACGCAUACAUUGCACGGGUCAGGAGGCAGAAGGGUGACGAAAGCAGACGACAGUGAAAGCAUCCGCCCGCCUUGGUGUCACUGGCAUCGAGAGACGGAAAGGCAAGCAAACACCAACACCACCACUCAUCACCGCUGUCGUCGUGUGGCAAAACUGUCCCGGACGGGGUGUGAUCCGCCGACGGCGGGACGUCCGGCACCAUGUACUGCCUGCAGUGUCUCAUCCCGGUGCUGCUGAUUCCCAAGCCGACGAACCCGGCCCUGAUGCAGACGCAUGUGAUGUUUAUCGUGCUCUAUCUGAUCGGCUUCUUUCUCGAGCGCAAACCGUGCACCAUCUGCAGCCUGGUGUUUCUGAUGGCCGUGUUCCUGAUCUGCAACAGUGGCGUCGGCAACUGCCUGUUCUGGGGCAAUUGCGAGGGCCACACGUGCGACAACGGCUAAUCGAACCGGACGCGGACAGGUCGAAGACGCGUGAGCUGAUGCGCUGGUAGGGCAGUGGUUGUUACUUCCUUGUUUACUGCUCCUUGAUUUUAAACACUUUCUAUCCUGAUUUAUUUCUCCAUUUCCACCGUUUUCUAUCCAAAAAUUGCCAAAGAUUUAGACAAAUGCGUGUUAAUUGUGAGGGUGCACGGGGAGUUGAAAGCGAAGCGAGACAGAAACCUUCGGUUUGGAGCGCUAGCACCAUGUUUAGGUAAAAUAAUUCUGUUUUUUUUCGUUUUAGAUGUUGAGUUUGAAAUUGUUUAGAAAAAAAAAAUUGCCUUACGAUUGGAUGUAGGUUUCGUUGUUUCACUCGUGUCGGGUUGAUAGGUAGUUUUCGUUUUUUUGUUUGUUUUGAGAACACAAAGACUGCAGGACGCAGAUCAAUCUUAAACGCAAAGGCGGUUGUGCUGUAAACGGGAGAUUUGAUAAACUAGCUUGAAGCGUGCGUGCAGGCGAGCGCAGCAUAAACAUAAACAUUAAAAAAAAAACAUUAGUCGUAGCUUGCCCGAUGUGAUUGAUACUGUGCGCGAAGGAGUCCAAAGGAAUUUGCAAGCAGCAAAAGCAUAGAGAAAACAUACAGGAUAGAGCAACAGAAACAGAAAACUUUACUAGCUUAAAGUAGUGACACGUUUUUGGAACAGUAAUCGAUACGGCAUGUAGUACGCAUUCAGGAUUAAUGGUUGUUUGUUAACGAUAUUUAUAUAUUGGCAGUUCUAAAUUCAAAAUUGAUAAAAACGUCCCCCCUAUCACUGUUCUGGCCGCAGCAGCUGGUCAUUAAGGAAUGUGUGCUUCUAUCCCAAGAAGUGCCCAAAAAAAAAAAAAAAAUAGUCCCUCAAAAAUGCGCAUCAUUACUCCCGAGGGUGUCACUAGUGUGGUUUCGUGAGGGAAUUUAAGCUAUAAUUCUCCUUCAAAAUAUCAAAAAAACAAACCACCCACAGUGGAUUAAAGGAAAAAGGCGCAACAAAGACGCCACAAAAGCAGCAAUACUCACGCGAACUCAGCUCGCGCAGCGUGUUUGCGAGGGAUGCGAUUCGGAUAACGAUAACUUGUACAUAGUUAUGAACAUACAUGUAGUAUUUAUUUUUUUAAAAUUACAAUCCUUAAUGUCCUUAGGUUAGCGUGUUGAAAAUCAAUUAAAGCAGCAGCUGUACACACCAUUAAAUAAAAUAAACUCAAAAUAA
Molecule: messenger RNA, 1896 nt
Organism: Anopheles coluzzii
Lineage: Eukaryota; Metazoa; Arthropoda; Insecta; Diptera; Culicidae
Gene: bc10
Product: bladder cancer-associated protein
Exons: 1
Coding region: 437-676 (79 amino acids)
Source: RefSeq, a predicted model, not a curated record